UCUAUAGUCACACGGUACCAAUAAUCUAUCAUUAAUCUAUGCAUGAAUUUGACAGCUACAGACAGAUCAUCAAAAUCAAACCACGGGAUUUGGGAUGUGAUUUAUGGAAUUUCUGUGAAUAUCAGCAAGUUUUUAUUUACUUUUUCCAUUACCAGAGCGAUGGCUGAGACGAGCGAAGCUCAAGCGAGCGCGUCGGCAUCAGCCCCAGGGGGCGACGCAGGCGGCGAAGAAGACAAACAUGAUGAACGAAUGCUAGAGUGCAACAUCUGCCUAGACACAGCUCGCGAUGCCGUGGUCAGCAUGUGUGGCCAUCUCUUUUGCUGGCCAUGCCUGCACCAGUGGCUGGAGACUCGGCCGAGCAGACAGGUGUGUCCGGUGUGCAAGGCGGCCAUCAGCCGGGACAAGGUCAUCCCGCUGUACGGCCGCGGCAACACCAAGCAGGAGGACCCCAGGAAUAAGGUGCCCCCACGACCGGCUGGCCAGCGCACAGAGCCAGAGAACAACAUUGGGUUCCCAGGCUUCGGGUUUGGUGAAGGGUUCCAUAUGUCAUUUGGCAUUGGAGCAUUCCCUUUUGGAGUGUUCACAUCAACAUUCAACUUUGGAGACCCAAGACCUAGUGCAGCGCCCCGCGGCACGGCCCAGUAUGAAGAAGAGCAGUUCCUAUCUAAAAUAUUCCUGUGGGUUGCGAUACUGUUCGUGCUCUGGCUCAUAUUCGCAUGACCGGGUCGGAGCGCCCCCGCCGCCCCCGCCGGCUCCGGACCAGUCGAACACUUUGCACGACUCGUCGCCCGACGGUAUGUGAAGUCGUCGCUAAAUUUGACGCGACUGCCUAGAAAAAUAGUCAUGUUUAUUCCGCAUUCACCUAUGUUUGUGAGUUUCCUUACAUCUAAAGUAUUGUUCCUCAAACCCAAGUAAUAGUCACUACGUGAGACUUUUUUGCGGCAGUCGUGUUAUAUUCAAAUUGAAAAUGUGUUAUAGGCUGAUAAAAUAUUCAUGUCUAAUCAAUCUCACAAUAUAUAAGAUCGCCACAUAUCCCUGAUUUUCUUUAACUUCUUAAAGUCCAUACUUUUGACCAAGCUUACGGACUUUAUCAAUAUUCAAUGAAUUAUUUUGUAACUACUUUUUAUUUCAAUAUCUGUGUACUUUGUACUUCAUUGCACCAAUAUUGAAUCUAUCGGCCACAUAUUGUACUAUAUCUAGAAUCAAUACGUCAAUGUUUAAGAACAAUGAAGAUAAGAGUUGUUACUCUUUCUAAACUCAACAAUGAAGUGACGUCAUUCUUCUAUGUCUAGUGUAUUUUCGUUCACAAUGAUACUCUCGGAUCGUGUUCACUAAUGUAAUUAUGAUUAGCUGCACACUGGGGAUCCACACCAUCAUCCAUUGGAAUUUCUAUAUAAAAAGAAACCUAUGUUAUAUUCCAGGCUUUACCUUUCCCACCCAUUUACCAAAUUUCUUGAAAAUCCAGAUCCAGCUGUUUUUGGAGAACAUGUGUAUUGAAUAAAUGUCGUGACUAAACCGAUUUUGUUUUACAUAUAGAUAAAUCACACUUGUCAAUUGUGCUUAACAUAUUCCAGUUUAACAACAAUUGCACAUAUAAUUUUCAAAUCCAUACAUAAUAACUAGCUUUUUGCAUUAUAAAUUAAUUAAUUUUUAUUUAUUCAAGUAACAAAGACAAAUUUUGUUAGUAAUGCUUAUGAAUUAUGUAUAGUUUACUAACAACGUUACAUAAUGGAUAAAAGCUUGCAGACUUGUCGCGCUCGAAUUUUAAUAAGCCAAUUGUAAUCUGAUUAAGAAAUCUGUGAAGCCAAUCAAAAGCAAUGGACGUUUCUGGAUGAGUGCAGUAACAGUCUGUCUAUAAUAACUUGAGACUGUCCUCGUGUACAGUCAACAGCACAUAAACCUAGCCAAAUUAAUUGCAACUCGCUGCUAUUACCGCGCCAUAGAGUUUCACGCAGGGUAACUUGAUGCGCCGUUGACUGUACCUACAUACGAAAGUAACUUUCAUCUUGAAAUUCAAUCAUGUUCAUUAUUUUACAGUCUUCUUAUACUCUUGCACAAGAGCAAAAUGUGUGCGGCCAUAUGGCGCCCACUCGUUUUAUUUUUAGUUAAAUUUAAGGUAGAUGGAGUUGAAACUGAUUUGAUUAAGUUGUAAUAACGAUGAAUUCUGAAGCCUAAAUUUGUAAUUAUUGUAAAAUACUACAAUCGGUACAUCUGGUCAAAAUUGGGUUGUAGGCAUGUAGUUGUAUCUAUGGUCAUUGUUAAAAUUGUUAUUUAUAUUGUGUUUGUUUUGUAGAAAAUGUAUUUGAAUAUUUAAAACAAUUUUUAAACAAAAACGUCGCUGUUUACUACCUCGCUAGAUAAUUUCGACUUUAAUAUAUUAAGACAAAUAGAAGUGUCAAAGACGCAUUCUUUGUGCGCAUGCACACACACUAAAAGUUGUCAUCAGCGCCCCUAGCGGAUACCAUAGCGUUAGCUCCAUUUUCCGUCCGUAAAAUCUUUAAUUUACGUCUUUCUGUAUGUAUACGGCCGCGCCCUUUUGUUACUAGUGAGUGUCGUCGAAUUGAAGUUACAACAUACGACACUUCUAUUUGUCUCAUUAUUACAAAUUCUGUUUAGCCAGCGAAACCAGUACAUAUGUGUUUGUUUUAAAAAUGUAGUUUAAGUAUUUGAUAGUAAGCGAUAACUCCAAAUGCCGGUAGCCGUAAUGUGUAGUGUAGACAGAGAAAGCUAUAGAUAUUGUCAAUUUUUGUUAGUUAUCCAUUUGUAGACACGAGGAGAAACGGGACAGAGCGCCAAUAUCUUUUGUUCCAUAGGCUCAGGCGUAAUAUUAGUGUGAGCACGUGGCUGCGCUCACACCUUGUCUAAAGUUUUCUCGAUCUACACCAUAGGACCUUUCUGGAACUUGUGAAAAGUUGUGAAUACUAACAUUUUGAAUUCUCGCGUACUGUACGAUAUGAACUAUUACAAGUAUUCGAAAGGUGUGACGAAUUGAUGAGGGCGUCAAAUAUAAUUUGACGCAGGCAAAGAAGCGAAGUUUCCUAGCCAUUAACAUUUAUUUUAUGACGCAAGUGGCGCCCCCACUCAACUUAUACUUGAGAGACUGAAUAUUUAGCUUAUUUAAAGGCCUCAUUCGCACGAAAGUUCUGUUAUCGCAUUUAACACAAGUGAUAUUCUCGAGCGUGGAAAUAAACGUUAGGCAAUGUAAGUAGGUACAGUCAACAGCACAUCAAACUAAUUAAUUCAAGCAAAUUUUCCACUUUUGCCGUGGUAUAAAGAUCAAGUAGUGUAACUUGUCAUGCGGUCGGCUGUACCAACUUGUUUCAAUCAAUGUCUUUUACAUAUUUCGUGUGAAUGAGGUUUUAGGGCUUUCUGUGAAUCAGUAUCGAAAAGAAUCCGCAAUAUAUCUUGGUGCUUAAAUAACAGUUCACAAAGAAAUCUUACGCAUACAUAUGUGCAAGUUGUACAGUAUUCUGUUACGAGUUAUGUAAAAAAAAUAAAAAUUGUAAGAAAGGUAUAUUGUUCGAAAAAGCUAAUUUUAACUAAUGUCAAGAUUAAAUGCGAGGCCGUUGCAUUCGAUACGUCGCGUGUAUGUGCAAGGAUUGUAUAGAAUUGUAACGCAUGCCUGCACGCGUACGCCGCGCAGCCAGCCACAAUUCCAUUCCAUGAACACUGCACACGAGCUGCAUACGCAUUAGAUCUGCACCGGCCCAUAGUUUCACUUUUAGUGGCACAUUCAGAACUACUUCUUGAUUUUUUAUAUUCCAUGAUGUGGAUUGGUCUGUGUGGAGUAUAUUAUGCCAAUUAUGAGUUAUCCAGUUGAACUGGCACAUACUCACUAACCAUGGGAGUAAUAAUAAGCACCUCAUAUCUAUUAUUUUUAUGAUGUCUGGGUAUUGUAUGGGUGUCUGCAUAAUCUAAUAUAUUUUUUUAAUUUUAUCAUUUAGUUCUAUAUCUUUUGUGACACCUAAAGGACUUCAGUUGCACAUCCCUCUAUAAUAGACAAAAUGUUUAUUUAAAAAUUCACCGGACGAGCCAGUGGCUGGUGAACUUAUGAGCGACAUAAAGGAUAAACACGAUAAGAAACAUAAUGGUAGAUAGGUUUUAUGUUAAUAUUCCUGUAAGUUAAGUGUAUAUAAUGCCGUAUUCUGAAAUAUGAUGUGAGCCGAGGUUAUUGGUUAAUGUAAAUUAUAAAAAUACAUUUAUUAAAUGCU
Messenger RNA from Plodia interpunctella (Indianmeal moth), 4211 nucleotides. Its product is annotated as E3 ubiquitin-protein ligase RNF185-like. Gene Ontology annotation, biological process: ubiquitin-dependent protein catabolic process. The record is from RefSeq and is a predicted model, not a curated record. Bases 43 to 720 code for a protein of 225 amino acids. NCBI's taxonomy places the organism in Eukaryota, Metazoa, Arthropoda, Insecta, Lepidoptera, Pyralidae. The transcript has 5 exons. Gene Ontology annotation, cellular component: endoplasmic reticulum. Gene Ontology annotation, molecular function: ubiquitin protein ligase activity; ubiquitin-like protein conjugating enzyme binding; metal ion binding.